UCCUGAAAAUAUGAGGGAUGUGCUAGUCUUCCUUUGAUUUAACUAUAUCAUUUUAUUUUUGGACGAUUAAUCUUGAUAUUUAAUAAAUGUAAUAGAUUUGUGUUAUGUAUAAUUUGAAUUAUUAAACGAAAUUUCAAGUCAAUACAUCAGGUAUUUCGUCUUGUGGAAGUUAAAUUCCUGUUUCAGUUCGGCCUCGACUCAGGUCGUCCGACUGGAGUGCAAGACUAGCAUUAAAACAAAUAUGGCGGUGCCCAGGGCUGACUUCUGAAACACGAUGGAAAGUGGACGGAAGUUUCCGGGUGAUUCAGCAGCGACGAGUGAAGUACCUACUGCUCUACUUAUAUCCUUUGACGAUGAGCCUCCAGUCGAAGGAACAAAAGGAGGAAGUAUGGCAGAUCAGCAGGGCAGUGUUGAGCAGAAAAGCGACCCUGGAAGUGGAACUGAGCGAAGCCGAAGUGCGACUGAUCCGAUGCUGUUGGCGCUAGAUGUCGUGGCUGAUUGUCCGCCUAGUCGGGCCGACCCCGCCGGCCCAGCCGACCCCACUGGCGAGGGACGGGCCGGUGCAACAGUGCACGGAGACGAUACGAAUGCGGCAUUGAGUGCCAGUCAGAUCGACUCACAGAAACGGGGUACAAUGGAGGAGGUGAAACUGUGCGGUUACUUGAACAAAAUGGGGGACAAAGGGAUUAUCAAGACCUACAAGACCAGAUGGUUUGUCUUUGAUAGACAGAGAUGUCGUCUAUACUACUAUAGAACUCCACAUGAUCUGUUACCUCUUGGAUCAAUUGACAUAGCUAAUGCAACGUUUAACUUCGAGGCCAAUGACUCGACUAGUACCGGCCAGUUCCAUAUAUCUACGGGCGGCCGCAUUUAUCACCUACAAGCCAAAGACAGACACACGAUGAUGUUCUGGUUGCAAGAACUACAGGAACGUCGAAGAGCUUACAGUCAUCAGAGAACUUCACUGCAAAGAGAUAAAUCAUUGGGUCAUGUGUCGCCAACAUCAGUGCAACCCAAGACAGGUCUUGUCAGUACACAAAAGAUCAAAGACAGAAGUGGCGAUCCAUUCAGAGGUUUACCCCCUCUGCUGGGCCCAGUGGAAGUGCCCAGGCAUUCGGUUGGUGAGUCAACGGCGCAUACCACGCACCAAACAGGGGUGUUCAAUCUCUCCCUCACAAACCUCAAAACAGAAAUACGAAACCAGAUGUCAAGUCUCGGUUUACGACGUGCUAAUUCUGACGAAGCUUCGUUAGUGAAUCUUGCCACGGAACCAUCACAGUCUGAUCCACCCAGUGCAGCUAAAAGACCCACGUCACUAAACACAGCGCCCUCUAGUGGUAACCAGGAGCCAGGCCAGUCGGAGAGUAGCCCAGCAACUGAAGGGAAUAGGACUGCAUAUGGUUCAAUCAAAGCUGGAUUUAUCAAGAAGUUCAGUCGUACUAGUGGUGCUGAUAUACCAUCCCCAACAACAGUGUGGUUUGAGAAUCAGCCAUCGCAAGACUAUGAGUGUGCACAUUGUAGAAAGUUACAUUCUGAGUUGAAUUCAGUUCAGGAGGAAUUGGAGUUGGUUGAAAACGAGGCGUGUGCUAGCCAGGAAGUUAUCACGAUGCUGCAUAAACAACUGACUGCUACGCAGAUGGAACAUUCCACAAAUGAUAUCUUCCUUCAGAGCAAGACAGACAAGGAUAAGUUAUUGAUUUUGAAUCGGAAGGACAAGCAACUGAUUCAGCUCGAGCAGCUGCUGCAGGAAAUGCGAGAAGACAGAGAUAAUGUCAUGGAUCAGCUCAGGGCCAAGGAAAGGGAGGUGGAUCAAUUGAAAGAGCAGACCUCGAUGUGCAUGGAAAUGAUUGCUGCUAAAGACCAAGUAGUCAUGUCACUCACUCUCAAGCUGCAUGACUUGGAGCAGAAGGAGCCCAUCAGGUUGACCACCACACCCAAGGGCACAAUACAGAGCAGACCGGUGGACGGACCCCAGGGGAGAAACUCAACCUCCUUCACACGGCAGACCACCAAUAUUCCCUCCGUCGACCAGGCUGCAUUUGACAGACUAAAAGACGCUUGCCAGGCGUUUGAGACGCAGAACAAGUUUCUGAACACAGAGAUCCUGGAGCUGAAUACGAUCAGGGAAAAUGAUCUGCUGAGAGAAAGAAUGAUGUUUGAAAAAUAUUCAGAGCUAGAAGCUCAGUAUUACCGGACGCAGAGUAAAUAUCUGCUGCUACUGGACCAAAUGAAGACACCCAAACGAGGAUCGGAUUACUCUGUUGCUGAGACUGAUGAUGAACUCAUAUCCAGACUGAUAGAAGAAGCUAUAGAGUCAGAUACUAAUGAUGUGCAACAACCCACAAACAAAGCCGUCAACAAUGGUGGAUAUGACCGUUUUGGCUUCAUGCAGCAACUGGAACAGAGUGGUGAAGAGGCUAGCACACUGGCUUCCAAAGCGGCUGUGGCUAAGAGAAAAUCCGAGGAAAUUGAGUCCCUGCGCUCAAACCGUGGAGUUUCAGUGUCCAUCAAAUGGGAGAACUACCUUGUUCAGCAUGGUGAUGGGGAACUGACUAAAACGUUGGAGUUGAAGUCUUUGGUACGCCAGGGCAUCCCACACGAAUACAGGCACAGAGUAUGGAAGGCAAUGGUUGAAUGGCGUGUGAAGAGAGACAAGGAGCUAACCGGGCCAGGCUACUAUGACAAGCUCCUCAAAUCAGAGAAAUUCAAGAUGAACCCAGCCACCAAGCAGAUAGAACUUGACUUGCUAAGAACUCUGCCCACCAACAAGAACUUUGACAACAUUGAAUCUAAAGGGAUUCCGUGUUUGCGACGGGUACUGAAGGCCUACAGUGUGCACAACCCUGCGAUAGGAUACUGUCAGGGACUCAAUCGUGUUGCUGCCAUCAGUCUCCUGUUUUUGGAUGAAGAAGAUGCAUUUUGGUGCCUCGUUGCCAUUGUUGAGUGCAUCAUGCCGGCAGAUUAUUACAGUAAGACGUUGAUUGGUUCUCAGACUGAUCAGAGAGUCUUCAAGGAUCUUUUGUCAGAGAAGCUGCCGAGACUCAAUACCCACCUGGACAACUUUGGCAUUGAUCUGUCUCUUAUCUCCUUCAACUGGUUCAUUACGGUCUUCUGUGACAACGUCCCACCAGAGACUAUGGUGCGUAUCUGGGACACCUUGUUGUACGAAGGCAACAAGGUCCUGUUCCGUUUUGCCUUGGCGUUCUUGAAGUCGUGUGAGGCUGAGCUUUUGGCACUGCAUGAUUACAUCCUCAUCUUCAACUUCCUCAGGAAAAUGGCGUGCAAGAUGACGGACGUCCACCGACUCUCAGAGAUUGCCUUCUGUGAGUUAAACCCGUUCCCCAGGCGACACAUCAACGCAAAGAGGGUCUUCCAUAGAGCUCACAUCAAGCAACAACUAGAAGAGCUGGAUCGAAUGCGCGAUGAGUACGUCCCGAAGCGCAAACAGUCAGCAGAGGGCGUGAUCAGCGAUGACGACGAGGAUUACGACACGGUAGAAGCACUGGGUGGUAAGUCGUGAGAGUACGUCGGUUACGAGAACCGUCAACGCGAGACAUCAUCGUGGGAAGAGGCUGUGGUAGGGAAAAGAGCAUAACGCAAGCAGCUCACAGAAAAUAUAAUCAGUACAUGAGUGCAACUGGCAUUAUGUACAUUAUUAGCUAUCCCAUGAACGUGAGUAGAACAUCAAGAAGUUUGCGUUCAUGUUGACUCUCAUGUUUAGUGUGGACUGGGUUAAUAUCAGUAAUGUAUGCAGUUGCAGCUCGUGUAUUGAAUCUCCUUUGCGAGUUUGUGUAGUUCUUAACCAGCAAGAUCUGGUUGCUGAAAUCUGAACAGGAUUAACUCUUUCAGUGCCAAAGUCGUACAUGUAUGAGGUAUAUUUGUUAGUUCGAAAUUGCCAACCUCGUACAUGUA
Patiria miniata (bat star) is the source of this 3912-nucleotide messenger RNA. It is a transcript of the gene tbc1d2b, whose product is annotated as TBC1 domain family member 2B-like. The record is from RefSeq and is a predicted model, not a curated record. The transcript has 30 exons. NCBI's taxonomy places the organism in Eukaryota, Metazoa, Echinodermata, Asteroidea, Valvatida, Asterinidae. Bases 275 to 3520 code for a protein of 1081 amino acids.